This is a messenger RNA of Mesorhabditis belari, 185 nucleotides long. The record is from the annotation of a GenBank genome assembly. Lineage: Eukaryota; Metazoa; Nematoda; Chromadorea; Rhabditida; Rhabditidae.
AAGCUGCUAAAGAUGCCGACAAAGAACGCCUCGUCCUGCUGCUCAAUGUGCAACUCGAACAAGCCGAGCAACUGCCACUCGAAAAUGUGUCGGUUGAUGAGUUGAAUGCUCUCGAGAAACAACUUCAAUCCUCGGACAACCAGAAGAGCCUCAAGUGCAACAACAGCUCGAGAAGAUCGCCGAAU